Molecule: messenger RNA, 1473 nt
Organism: Paramecium pentaurelia
Lineage: Eukaryota; Ciliophora; Oligohymenophorea; Peniculida; Parameciidae
Source: the annotation of a GenBank genome assembly
AUGUUAAACUCUAAAUUUGAACCAGACAUUGUCUAAAUCACAGAACAAUUAAGCAAACGACUUAAUGAUAAGAAGAAAUCAAUUUAAGAAUUUUUAAAUAUUCUGCAAUAAAGAGCUGAAAUAGAAGAAGUAUAUUCGAAAAGUCUUGAAAAAAUAGGUAAAUUUAUAAAAUAAGUAAAGGUUAUGAAUUAAGCACUAUUGUUGAGAAUACUUAGUAAGAUAGCUUUACAGAUAUCAUGUAAUAUGUGAGGAAUUAUCUUCUGAUUUCAAGUGAGUAGAGUAAAGAAUUGUAUUAGUAGUUAAAAAAUAAUGUUGUCUUAGAAUUACAAAAUACAAUUAGUCUUGAUUAAGGAUGGAUUAAUGAGGUUAAUAAAAUACAGAAUAAACAUUCUAAAGAAGUUAGAAGAAAUAUUGAGGAAUUACAUGCAUUACAAGAUGAUUACAAUUAAGCAUUAUAUGAAGAAAAGAUUUAUUUAGAAGGUAAGAUAACUUCUAAAAAGAGAAAUUAUGAGAAAAGUGAAACUAAUUUAAAAUAGUUUAUUCUUUAUUAUAAUUAAUAUUUAGACACAUAUUUUUAGGAUAUUGCAUAUAUUUAAGAUAUAUUUCUAAAUAUAGAAAUAGAUAGAAGAAAAUUAGUUUAGGAUGCUGGAAUGAAAUUGUUUAUGUAUUAGAUAUCAUUGAUAAGAAAUUUAUAAUAUGAUAUAAGUGGAAUAACUUAAAAAAUAGAAUAAUAUAAAAGUAAUAGUAAAUAAAGUGAAUUACUUAUAAUUCAAACAAAUGAUAGACCUCUUCUCUCUAAAUUAAAUGUUGAAAAUUAUAUACUUUCUUUGAAAUAAUAAUAUAAUUUAGAUGAAAAUUAACGUAAAAAAAAAUUAAUAGCAGAUGGACUUAAUGGAACUGAUUAAAAAAAGGUUGAUUUUAUAUAAGCUAAUUCAUCAGAUUAUUUAAAAUAUAAUAAAAUGUUUGAAUAAGCUUUAAGAUUUUCAGAGAUUAAUGAUGACAUUAUUAAAUAUUUGAUUAAUUUAUUGUAAAAGACCAAAGCAUAGUAAUAUUAUGAUGCAUUAAUUUCUACUAUUUAAAAAAUAUCUAGUCAAUCAAAUUAAAAAUAUGAUUAUUCUGUUACACCAUUAGGAUAUUAAACUUGUUUGAAAUUGUCUGAUAUUUUAUUAGAUUAUUGUAAUUCUUAGAAUACAAAUGCAUAAAUAGUGAUUAACUUACUUAAGUUUUCAAAGAAUAUUUACAAAAUGUUGAGCGUUCAAGAUUAAGAAAAUGUAGAGAUAUAAGAGUACAUUAAAUUUUCUUUAUUUGGUAAUUAUGAAGUUCAUUACAGAGGGUUUAAAGAAUCAUGAAGUUUUGUAGAAUAAAAUUUUAUGGAAUGAUUAUGUACGAUCCAAAGAAUAGAUUGAUGAAUUAAUAGAGUUAAAUUGUAAUGAGAGUUUGAUAUAAUUUCUAAACACAAAAAUAAAUUGUUGA